Messenger RNA from Penicillium bovifimosum, 1008 nucleotides. RefSeq lists its product as uncharacterized. Bases 1 to 1008 code for a protein of 335 amino acids. Lineage: Eukaryota; Fungi; Ascomycota; Eurotiomycetes; Eurotiales; Aspergillaceae. The record is from RefSeq and is a predicted model, not a curated record. The transcript has a single exon.
AUGGCUUAUACCAGUCCCCCCGCGCUACCCCUGGAGCUCUGGGGCUGCAUUGAGUCACAUCUAUCCAAUGCCGACAUCAAAUCUUUGCGUCUGACAUGCAAGCAAUUCAUCCAUGCAGUGUCUCUUCGAUUCAAUCGUGUUUUCUUAUCCGCCAACCCCCUCAACAUAGAGGUCUUCCGCAACAUUGCAUCACACGACAAGUACCGCCAUCAGGUCAACGAGAUUAUAUGGGAUGAGGCGCGCUUGCAUCGGGGUCCAGCACGAGUGGAACACGAUGAUGGACAUGAAUUGCUCUCGGACGAGGAUGAACCGGAUAAUCACAGAGAAUGGGCUGCGGAAUACUCUACUCAACGCAAAGAGGGCAUCAUCAAGCUCCAUGAGUAUGAAGAGGGAGAUGGGUGUCCGAAAUGGUUCAAAAACGCUUGUGAAGAAACCCUUUACUCUCUGAAAUGCCGGAAAGAUCGUGAUUUGGACAGGCCUGACCAUAUCCCGCGCAGAGAACAGGUUCUCGCUCACCCUUCGCUGAAGGAGCACUGGCAACAUUAUCAGCAGUUGCUGCGUCAACAGAAGGAUGUUCUUGCCAGUCAGAGUGAUCUGGAAGCGUUCGCGUUCGGCGUUAAGCAGCUUCCUGCCCUAAAGAGAGUCACCAUCACACCCGCUGCCCACGGCAACCUCAUCACCCCGCUUUACCAGACCCCUAUGAUCCGUGCUUUCCCGGAAAAUUUUAAUUACCCCAUUCCUCGUGGUUGGCUGCACUCUAGAGCCACUUAUUAUCGGGACGCUAUUGAGGCUAUUCCAUAUCCAUGGACUCAUUACCCAGAACUUAAAGAUCGGUACCGCGGGUUCAGCACGGCAAUGCGUGUCCUCGCCAACGAACCCAACUCUGUUUCCGGUGUAGUGGAUAGUGGUGGUCUGGUUGAUAUGGGUAGCGACGAAGUCAUCGUAGCGGGAUCGGGCACCAGGGGCCUGCUCCGGGGGAGUGAGCGAAGGCAGCUUCUGCAAGCAUAG